This is a messenger RNA of Chenopodium quinoa (quinoa), 2046 nucleotides long. RefSeq lists its product as uncharacterized. The transcript has 5 exons. NCBI's taxonomy places the organism in Eukaryota, Viridiplantae, Streptophyta, Magnoliopsida, Caryophyllales, Amaranthaceae. The record is from RefSeq and is a predicted model, not a curated record. The coding region runs from base 1 to 2046 and encodes 681 amino acids.
AUGUCUAAGCACACUGCAUCCUUGAUGAGGUGGCAUGAUGAAGAACGUUCUAAGGAAGAAGAUGUGUCAGGACAUCCAGAAGAUUCUGAAGCUUGGAAAGACUUUGAUACCAGAUACCCUGAAUUUGGUUUAGACAGUCAAAAUGUUAGACUAGGACUUGCUACUGAUGGUUUUAAUCCUUUUGGGAUGUUGAGUUCUACAUAUAGUUGCUGGCUUGUUGUACUGGUACCUUUUAAUUUGCCACCAUGGAUGUGUUUAAAAAAAACCAUCUAUUAUCCUUUCAACCUUAAUUCCUGGACCAACCAGCCCUGGAAACAAAUUGAUGUUUAUAUGCAGCCCCUCAUUGAAGAAUUGCUGAAGCUUUGGGAAAUUGGAUGUGAGACUUAUGAUGCUUCUAAGGAUGAAACUUUUAAUAUGCGGGUUGGGCUUUUAUGGACCAUUAGUGACUUCCCUGGUUAUGGAAUUCUAUCUGGUUGGAGUGUACAUGGGGAAAAAGCAUGUCCUUGCUGUAACAUUGAAACAAAAUCCAAAUGGCUAAAGAAUGGCCAUAAGUAUUGUUUUAUGGAUCAUCGUUGUUUCCUAUAUCCAAGUCACCCGUUUCGUUUAAACAAGGAAGCUUUUAAUAGGAAGGAAGAAUUUAGAAUGACACCUAUGGAUCAAACUGGGACAGAUGAGUUGAACCAAAUAGAGGGAGUUUUAGACUUUAAUGACUCAAAUACUUGGAAGGAAAAAACACCUUGUGGUACAUUGUUGAAUUUGGAAGGAAAGAAUAAAGAUAAUCUGAAAGCCCGGCUAGAUUUGAAAGAAUGGGGAAUAAAGGAGGAACUUUACCCAGAGAAGAGAGGUUCAACAAAUAAAUGGUAUCUGCCACCUGCUCCUUAUACAAUGUUAAGAAAUGAAAAGCAAAUCUUCUACAAAACACUUCAUGGCAUCAAAGUUCCUAACGGUUAUGCUGGUAAUAUUUCAAGAUGUGUGAAUAUUGAGAAAGCCAACCUGGUUGGGCUUAAAAGCCACGAUUGCCACAUUUUAACGCAACAACUUCUUCCUGUUGCAUUACGAGGGCUUCUCCCUAAGGAUGUGGUGGCAGUUUUAUCUGAUUUAUGUGGCUACUUUAGAGACAUUUGCAGUAAGAACAUACGUGUUAGUGACCUUAAUCAACACGAGGCUCAAAUACCAAUUAUCAUGUGUCACUUAGAAAUGAUAUUUCCUCCUAGUUUCUUCACAGUAAUGGCACAUUUGGUUAUUCAUCUAGCAACCCAAACGAAGCUUGCAGGGCCUGUCAUGUUUAGAUGGAUGUAUUUCAUUGAAAUGGUUCAACUCAAAAUUAAGACACAUUCAUUCUUGGAAUGGUUGAUGAUGUUGAAUAUGUUGAAUCCUUCAAUAAUAACGAAGGGAACAUGCUUCAGACUCAAGAGACGUAGUCGUCCUAAGCGUUUAUCUUUGAAUGAUAUUGAACGUAUACAACAUGAAACAUUUCAUGAGUGGUUUAGGCAACACGUGGAUAAAUUGGAGCAAACAAAUGACAUAAAUUCUUUGAAAGAGGAAGUUCGAAUGCUAGCACGCGGUCCAGUAGAUGUUAUUACAAAAUAUCAAGGAUUCAAUGUCAAUGGUUUUACUUUUAUUGCCAAACGUUUUGACAAGUGUACUCAAAAUAGUGGCGUUGUUGUAAUAGCAAAGACAUCAAGUUAUGCAAGUUCUAGUGAUAGAAAUCCAAUUUUGGGUGAUGUUGCAUAUUAUGGAAGGCUGAUAGAUAUCAUUGAGUUGAAAUACUUGGGUGGGUAUCAGUGGUUUUUGUUUAAAUGUGAAUGGUGUGAUGCUACAAGUGGAAGAGGGGUAAAGAAAGAUGAGUCCAAUUAUACACUUGUUAAUCUUUCUCGUUUGACAAACACGGGUGAAAGAUUAGAAGAUGAGCCAUAUAUCUUUGCAUCACAAGCAAAGCAAGUCUACUAUAUAGAAGACCAUUCAGCUCCAGACUGGUUUGUUGCUAUGAGGAUGAAGCCUAAGGGUGUUUGCGACCUAGAUGACGAUGAAAUGAUGGAAGAUUGA